Molecule: messenger RNA, 2065 nt
Organism: Pseudophryne corroboree (corroboree frog)
Lineage: Eukaryota; Metazoa; Chordata; Amphibia; Anura; Myobatrachidae
Gene: SLC71A1
Product: major facilitator superfamily domain containing 14A
Exons: 13
Coding region: 202-1803 (533 amino acids)
Biological process (GO): transmembrane transport
Cellular component (GO): membrane
Molecular function (GO): transmembrane transporter activity
Source: RefSeq, a predicted model, not a curated record
GCGCGAAGAGAAUCUAGACGCUACCACCACCAUAUCCACAAUGCACACUGCCGCCGCCUCGCACCACUGGGCACGCCGUGUACACACAGUGACAGGAUCCGCACGGAAUGUGUGACGUUCCAUGUCUGCCCUCGCCCCGCACCGCGCGGCGGACUGAGGUCGGAGAGUGACGCGACGAUCACGUGCGCAACAGGGCAGCCAAUGGGCGGGUCGCGCGAUGUGACGUGGGAAGGUGGAGCGUACGCAACAUGGCGGCUGAGUGAGAGCAGCGGCGGCAGGAGGAGAGAAACAGGUACCUUUGUGGGUGAAUGUUGCCAGGACCCUAGUGAUGUGAAAAUGACUCAGGGGAAGAAAAAGAAGAGAGUGAACCGCAGUGUUCUUCUCGCCAAAAAAAUUAUCAUCAAAGACGGCGGCUCGCCUCAGGGGUUUGGUUCUCCCAGCGUUUAUCAUGCAGUCAUCGUGAUCUUCCUCGAGUUCUUUGCUUGGGGUUUGCUUACGGCUCCAACCUUGGUGGUUUUACAUGAAACGUUCCCCAAGCACACAUUUCUGAUGAAUGGCCUCAUCCAGGGCGUAAAGGGUUUAUUGUCCUUCCUCAGUGCACCUUUGAUAGGGGCACUGUCAGACGUAUGGGGAAGAAAGUCUUUCUUGCUGUUAACAGUAUUCUUCACCUGCGCUCCCAUACCACUGAUGAAGAUCAGUCCAUGGUGGUACUUUGCAGUUAUAUCUGUGUCAGGUGUUUUUGCUGUCACCUUUUCUGUGGUAUUUGCUUACGUGGCAGAUAUCACACAGGAGCAUGAGAGGAGUAUGGCGUAUGGACUGGUAUCUGCCACAUUUGCAGCUAGUCUGGUCACUAGUCCAGCCAUUGGAGCUUACCUGAGCCAUGUGUACGGUGACUCUCUUGUGGUGUUACUGGCAACAGCCAUUGCACUGCUUGACAUCUGUUUCAUCUUAGUAGCUGUUCCAGAAUCUCUUCCAGAGAAAAUGAGACCAGCUUCUUGGGGCGCCCCAAUUUCAUGGGAACAGGCUGACCCAUUUGCAUCUCUGAAGAAGGUUGGCCAGGAUUCCAUUGUGUUGCUCAUCUGUAUCACUGUAUUCCUCUCCUACCUCCCCGAGGCUGGACAGUAUUCCAGCUUCUUUCUGUACCUCAGACAGAUAAUGAAAUUUUCACCGGAAAGUGUAGCUGCCUUCAUAGCAGUACUGGGCAUCUUAUCCAUUAUUGCACAGACCAUUGUCUUGAGUCUACUCAUGAGAUCUAUUGGAAACAAGAACACAAUAUUGCUGGGUCUGGGCUUCCAGAUAUUGCAGCUGGCUUGGUAUGGCUUCGGAUCAGAACCUUGGAUGAUGUGGGCUGCUGGAGCUGUUGCUGCUAUGUCCAGUAUUACAUUCCCUGCAGUGAGCGCCUUGGUUUCACGGACUGCAGAUGCUGACCAGCAAGGUGUUGUGCAAGGGAUGAUCACAGGAAUCCGGGGGCUGUGCAAUGGGCUUGGACCUGCCCUGUAUGGCUUUAUAUUUUACAUCUUUCAUGUGGAACUGGAUGAAAACCCUAUUGGAGAUACAGAUCAGAAGGACAAGGUGGCAACGUCGCAUUUACAACAGAUUUCGAUCAUCCCUGGACCUCCCUUUCUGUUUGGAGCCUGCUCAGUGUUACUGGCUCUGCUUGUAGCUUUGUUUAUUCCAGAACACACCAAUAUGAACGUUCGCAGUGGAAACUGGAAGAAGCAUGGCGCAGGGCAUAGCCAUCCACACAGUCCCCCAGCACCUGGUGAGGGCAAGGAGCCUCUUCUGCAGGACACAAAUGUAUGACAGACGUUGUAUUGGCUUCUGCUGCUCAUGUAGUUGCAUUCCAAUCAGUAAUAAGCUGAGGCAUCUGCAGGACCAACUUGUUUCCUCUAACAUGGAAGAGCUGACCAAGUGUCCUCUCCACUGACAGGACCAACCCCUGGCCCUCUCCACCGAAGGGAUGUCUGUCCUGUGGCCUCCGUUCCAGCAGGGCAAAUCUCCAGCCUUUUCUACCUACAACCUGAUUGUGUCCAUCAGAAUAUGUAUAAAGUGUAUACCACCUCUC